CAGCAGUUAUCAUAAACUCCAACUUCAUACUUUCUACGUAUAUUCAGACACGCUUCUACAAUAUUGCCCCCUCAUAUCAUCAUGGCGGCAUCACUGAAUGCUUCAGUCACGUCUCUCCAAUCCUCUCUACAACUUCUCGACUCAUCUAUCUCCACUCUUGAGUCUGGCGUUAGUGACUUUCCCCGACUGUGUAAGGUCUUGCAAACAACCCGACACUUUGAACUUCUCCCCGAGCCUACGCUCCGCGAAGCACAACAAUCACUACUCGAUGAGAUCACUCCCAGCAUCGGACACUUGCUAUCAUUAGCGUCAAACCACGUUGAAAAACUCUCUCGUCGCGAACAAGCUCUCCGAGCAAAAGCUGAGCUGCAGGAAGGCAGAAUGUACUCCAGCGAGAGUCGCCAAACCUCAAGCCGUAGCCAGAAUGCCUAUGGUGAUCGACAAAAGGCGAAUGCUGCAAAAGCGGCAGAGUUCAGGCGGUUGGUACAGAAGAAGGAACGGCUGAAGUACGCCGUUGAGAGACUGGAGUUGCAGAGUAAACAGCGCGAACGUCAGUUGAGAAAGAGCAUGGCUGCCCAAUAAGUCUGCACCGACGGAGUGAAAACUAUAGCAACAGUGCAAAAUGGUUGCAACUACGUCAUCCCUGUUAUUCAAAACACCUGCCAUUAUAUACGGUGAAACUACCAGAGCUCGACAACUCGGCCCCAAAGGAAGGAGGUCGCCAUCAUCUCCAAGCAGCGCUGAGACCGUAUCUUUAAAAUAUGUCUACUCUUUGCAUCAGUACCCACGGUGCAUAGUGCUCGACAUAUGCGCUACGAAUGCAUAAAGCCGAGGAUUGGCGAUGCGAAAGUAGGCUUUAAGCCUACCAUCAUCCGCCAACAAUUGCCAUAUCCCUCAUGCUAG
Molecule: messenger RNA, 903 nt
Organism: Aspergillus caelatus
Lineage: Eukaryota; Fungi; Ascomycota; Eurotiomycetes; Eurotiales; Aspergillaceae
Product: DASH complex subunit SPC19
Exons: 2
Coding region: 82-582 (166 amino acids)
Biological process (GO): attachment of spindle microtubules to kinetochore
Cellular component (GO): DASH complex; spindle microtubule
Source: RefSeq, a predicted model, not a curated record